Dentiscutata heterogama is the source of this 693-nucleotide messenger RNA. The record is from the annotation of a GenBank genome assembly. NCBI's taxonomy places the organism in Eukaryota, Fungi, Glomeromycota, Glomeromycetes, Diversisporales, Gigasporaceae.
AUGGUAAAUGCAAGUGAAUGGUUAAAUGAAAAAAUUCCAAAGGAUCAAAGAGCACAGGCAACUCAACUUCAUAUAUACAGACAAUGUCAAAGCGGUCAUACUUCAUAUUACAAUGGUUGUACUUAUUGCAGUAAUAGAAACCAAAAUUCUCAUUCAGGCCCCCCAAAUUAUUCUUUCUAUAAUAUUAUUUUGGAAGGAGAGUUGGAUCUUAAUGGCUUUGUUAAUUUGCAUCAAUUAUAUAUAUGCGGUGCCGGACAGAGUCAGGAUCAACAACAUACGAUAACCAAUUUAAAGAUAGAUAAAUGUAAUAAGUUAACUUAUCUACAAAUUUGGGAUAUUCCUAUUUCCAAUAUAACGAUUGGAGAGAAUGAACAACUAAUUACCGAUUGCAAUAGGUUAAAAAGUCAAGUUGAAGAAUUAACUGGUGUUAUUCGAAAUACUAAAGGUCUUAAUCUUGGUGAUUUAAAAUUAGCAGCUAAGAAGGUUGAAGAAAAAAAUUUAGAAAAAUCAAAUACUCAACAAGAAGUUUUACAAAAUGACAAUGCUUUUGCUCGAAAACAAUUAGAGAAAGUUAAAAGGAGAUUAUCUAGUGUGCUUACCGCUGAGGAAAUCCAAGAAUUAUUAGGUAAAAUAGUGGAAAUUAAUGAAUUGGAAGUUCAGCUAAAUAAUCUCAAAAUCCAAGAAAAUCAAUAA